AAUAAACUGCAUUUGGAUUCUUAGAGGCGUCUCCGCUCAAACCAUCUCUAUUCCACCCAGUCUCCCCCUGCCACGAGGGGGUGUUUGGUAUAGACCAAGAACUGUGCAGCAGAUUCCUUCUACUGCCUGUGUCUGUAUCUGGGCAUUUUUUUCUGCUGCAAGUGCAGGGGCUCAGCCGGUCUCUGUGCCUCAGAAGGAUUGCGUUGGGCUGCUCUAUACCCGACAUUUCAGUCUAAUGUGAUUGCACAUGAGACAAGUGCAGAAGCAGCGCCCGGGAGAUCUUGCUGUGCUGCCUGUGCUCGAGAUCUGGGAUCUUAUCUGCGUAUAGAUGCAGGAACACAAAGGAUGCUGUGAUCAGACGUGAAUUGUGCUCUGUUCCCAGAGCAGGAAGGAUUAUAGAAUGAAUGGAAAGCAACGCUCAGAGCAGGGAAUGAAGCAUGUCUUCUUUCAACAAUGAGGUUUCCCUCUCUCCAACACUUCAUAAGGUCCUGGGAAGUGAGGGGCUUUGGCCCUGAAACUCUUUGACCUCCCUCUCCCUUCCGGGCAACUCCUGGGAUCCCCAGCCUGCUGCAAUGGGUGGGUUAUAAUCACUGGUAAUGAGGAGCACUGGGGUCAGCCCACCCUGGAGAUGCUGAAAAGAAGGGACAUUCUGGCUAUUGUGCUGAUCGUUCUGCCCUGGACUUUACUCAUCACAGUGUGGCACCACAGCACUCUGUCCCCGCUGCUCACUGCACACAAGGAAGACGGGAGUGAGAGUCGGAGGGAUGUGAGCCAAGGCUCUGAUUCCAGGGAAUAUUGUUCCUCUGAUCAGGAUAUUGUGGAGGUUGUGAGGACAGAAUAUGUGUAUACACGGCCCCCACCAUGGAUGGGGAACCUGCCUAUUAUCCAUGUCAUUACCCCAACAUACAGCAGACCAGUGCAGAAAGCCGAGCUGACACGCCUAUCAAACACCUUACUGCAUGUACCCAACCUGCACUGGAUCCUGGUGGAGGAUUCCCAAAGACGCACUCCUCUAGUCACCAGAUUACUUCAGGAUUCUGGCCUCAACUAUACACAUCUCAAUGUAGAGACACCACGUAAUUACAAACUAAGAGGUGAUACACGUGACCCACGUAUACCUCGUGGGACAAUGCAAAGGAAUCUAGCCCUGCGCUGGCUCAGGGAGACCUUUAAUAGAAACAACAGCUUACCCGGGGUUGUUUAUUUUGCUGAUGAUGAUAACACAUACAGCCUUGACUUGUUUGAGGAGAUGAGAAAUACACGGAAGGUAUCAGUGUGGCCUGUGGCUUUUGUAGGAGGUCUGCGAUAUGAAUCUCCAAAAGUUAAUGCUGCUGGAAAAGUUUUUGGAUGGAAGACUGUGUUUGACCCACAUAGACCAUUCGCCAUAGACAUGGCUGGCUUUGCUAUUAAUCUUCGGCUCAUCCUUCAGCGGCCACAAGCUUAUUUUAAAUUACGCGGGGUUAAAGGAGGUUAUCAAGAAAGCAGCCUGUUGAGAGAGCUGGUGACUCUAAAUGACCUGGAACCCAAAGCUGACAAUUGCACUAAGAUUCUGGUGUGGCACACUCGGACGGAGAAGCCAGUGCUUGUAAAUGAAGGGAAAAAAGGUUUCACGGACCCCAAUGUGGAGAUCUGAGAAAAGUCAAGAGCAGGGACUGCUUGCAGGCAUGGUACUUUCCAUUCUUUGGGCCUAUUCUCAGCCUGGUGGAUCAAGAGAGUGCUUUUGGAAGCAUUCCGCCCCACCUCCCCCUGCCCCGCAGCUUGCAAGGGACUCCAUGUGUAUGUAAUUUUAUCCAAGAAGCACAGCACAUGUGAUGGAGGGAAUGAUGAAGAUGGCAAGGAAUGAAGAGCCCUGUUUUAUAGUACCACAGCUUAAUCCAUGGUGUUCUUCAAUGCUACUCAAAUGAUAUAUAAAUAGAGUAAAACACAGGGAAGCCAGAGGUCUAGUGAUCUAUCUUCCACCUGCAGGAAGGUGUAAGUGAAUGCCCCCACUGUAGUGUACACACUUUUGCAGACCUUCAGUACAACAAUAGGAUCUAAUGCAGAAAGUGGAUUAUAAGGCUCUGCUUCACAUGUUCCACUGCAGAGAGCCUGGUAGUAUAUAGGAUGCAUCAAAACUGCACAAUGCCAUGUAUCGCUGUAGUUUGCAUGCUCACUGAAAAUAAAGAGCAGAGGACUUUCUAGUAAUUAUUGCCACACAGGUUUAGAUUUUUGUUAUUUUGACUGAUAUUUUAAAUGUCUUUUUACAAAAAAUGGAUAUAUGGAAAAGCCUUUUGGUCUAUAUAAACAACCAAACUUGGUAACAUAAAUAAGCACUCUGUCUAGGCAUAUUCUAUUUCAAUUAGUAAAGUAGCAAAGUCAUGUUUGUACCUGAUACAAAUAACUAAGCACAGUUCAGAUGUUAACUUAUAUACAUAUACCCAACAAUGAAGGUACUGUACAAUAAACAUAGAAAUAUCUGCUCCAAAUCAGUUUGGGCUUUUCUGCAAACCUGGGAUAUAUAUAGGGUGGCCUUUUAAAAAUACCCUAUUUAAAAAUCAAUUGACUCUAUAGGCCAGAAUUUCCAGUUCAAUCUUUCAUAAAUCAGCCCCUUAACUUUGUGAUAAUGUUGCUGCUAAUCUUGCCAGCUGUACAGUAUAUUUGCAAUUUAAGGACCCUCAACAAGCUUCUAAGCCACAAGACAAUACUUAAAAAAACCUCGUAAGAUUUAGCCUUCUUCAUUAAAUACACAAAUGUUAUCAGUUACUUUCCAGUAAUCUCCUUAAUCACAACAUAAAAGCUUGACCCAACAUGCACCAAAAUGUUGCACUAAACCGAGCCUUAUUAGGAAGUACAACAUUGUGUGUGUAUGUCAAAGAUUAACACAGAAAUAAAAUGAGAUUGUCUUUAUGGCAUAAGCCCAUUAUAGCUAGCAAUUUAUUAAUAAUUGAAAUAAAUCGUAAACAUAUUAUGUAAUAUGUACAGUAUAUGAGCAGAAACAUUGAAAAUAUGGUGAGUAAAAUAAACCUGCAUGAAAAACACUAAACAAUAGAUAAGCAUUAGUUACUUAACAAAUUUAAAAAAAGACUGGUAGCAAUAAUAUGAGAAACAAUUUAUCACUAUACACAAAUAAUUUCCAUGGUAAAUCUUGUGCAUAUUGAGUAAAUUAGUGUUUCCUGAAUCCAAAUGCAAACCUUGAAUGUGAUACAGUUUCAAAGCUCUGAAAACCCUAAAUGUGAUAUUUUAAAAGCUCUGCAGACAAAAUGUCUUCUUUUUUAAUAUGAUGCAAAUUUUUGUACAUUGCUCUGUAGAAGUAUAAAAGCCUUAUUAAUAGAA
Xenopus laevis (African clawed frog) is the source of this 3312-nucleotide messenger RNA. RefSeq names its product beta-1,3-glucuronyltransferase 1 S homeolog (gene b3gat1.S). The coding region runs from base 629 to 1633 and encodes 334 amino acids. The record is from RefSeq and is a predicted model, not a curated record. The transcript is spliced from 7 exons. Gene Ontology annotation, biological process: carbohydrate metabolic process; chondroitin sulfate proteoglycan biosynthetic process. Gene Ontology annotation, molecular function: galactosylgalactosylxylosylprotein 3-beta-glucuronosyltransferase activity. Lineage: Eukaryota; Metazoa; Chordata; Amphibia; Anura; Pipidae. Gene Ontology annotation, cellular component: membrane; extracellular region; Golgi membrane.